Molecule: messenger RNA, 917 nt
Organism: Musa acuminata AAA Group (dessert banana)
Lineage: Eukaryota; Viridiplantae; Streptophyta; Magnoliopsida; Zingiberales; Musaceae
Exons: 1
Coding region: 62-652 (196 amino acids)
Source: RefSeq, a predicted model, not a curated record
AGGUUUGCCCAAUUAGCCAGCCGACGCCUCUCUCUCUCUCUCUCUCUCUCUCUCUCUGUCUAUGUCGUCGUGUUCAAGAAGAUCGAGCCGGCCGGUGCUACAUGCUCAGCGAUCGAUAUCGCCGGGCGGCGGCUCGUCCGCCUUCGCGUCAUCUUCGUCUCGCUUCACCGGCCGGUCUCCGGCCUCCUUCUUCCACCACUACGAGCAUCACCGCUCCGCUUCUCCCACCCGCGUCCACCUCGUGGGCGCGGCCCCUUCUCAGAACCCGGCCGUACGCUUCUCCCUCGACCGCUCAACCUCCCCCGGCCGAUCCCUUGCCGCCGCCGACAAACGCUCCCCCUCCACGACCGCCGGUCGCGUUCGACGCACCUGCCUCUGCGCCCCCACCACCCACCCCGGCUCCUUCCGCUGCAGACUCCACAAGGGCCUCCACAUCCACCACGCCGCUGUUUCCUCGCCAUCUAACCGCCUCAACGCCCGCCGCUCGGCGAUGACGAACUCCCUGGUCCGGAUCGGGGCCGUGGAGGGUGAGUGGGUGAAGCGUGCCCUCGCCGCCCUCAUCCGCCCGUCCUCCCACCAGCAACGGCGGAGGGCCGACUUCCAUCCUCGCCCUAGCCGCCUCUCCCGCAUGUCCAAGGCCGACGGUCCAUAGAUCCACCGAUCUUGAAUCAGGUUCGUAAACCUAUUCCUUACCGUCACAGCGAGAAUCGCCAGCAACCGUCUGAUCCCGAUCAGAGAGCAUUCCGGAGCUCGGUUUUUUGUAGAUUUCCGUUUUUUGGGCAUUUUUGUACCAAGAAAGGCAGGGAAAAAAGAAACUGGUGGUGGAGAACAAGUCAGAUCCGUCAGUUUGUACAUAAACUGUUGCGGCAGCUGUUGAUGCCGCCAAUCGAACAAAGACAUCGGAAUUGAACUCAGAA